Heteronotia binoei (common prickly gecko) is the source of this 1209-nucleotide messenger RNA. RefSeq names its product RAS like estrogen regulated growth inhibitor (gene RERG). NCBI's taxonomy places the organism in Eukaryota, Metazoa, Chordata, Lepidosauria, Squamata, Gekkonidae. Gene Ontology annotation, molecular function: GTP binding; GTPase activity. The record is from RefSeq and is a predicted model, not a curated record. The transcript is spliced from 5 exons. The coding region runs from base 180 to 779 and encodes 199 amino acids.
GAAGUGGCUCAGCUGCAGUAGAAGAAGCUGUUUGGAUCUGGAACAGAGCUGCUGGUAAGAUCUUGCUUUGGAAAUGAUGAUGACAUGGUCGAGCUGAAGAGAAGACCGAGACAUUUAUUCUCCACUCCAAUUUGGGUAAACCUGUGAAAUCACCUCCAGGAUUCCCUGCGUUCCUCACCAUGGCGAAGAGCGCCGAAGUGAAGUUAGCCAUCUUCGGGCGAGCAGGAGUUGGGAAGUCAGCUCUCGUUGUGCGCUUCUUAACCAAGCGGUUCAUCUGGGAGUACGAUCCGACACUUGAGUCUACUUAUCGCCAUCAAGCCACCAUAGACGACGAAGUUGUUUCCAUGGAACUACUAGACACAGCUGGCCAAGAAGAUGCCAUUCAGAGAGAAGGACACAUACGAUGGGGCGAAGGCUUCGUGCUGGUUUACGACAUCACUGACCGGGGAAGCUUCGAAGAAGUCCUUCCCCUUAAGAACUUGCUGGAUGAAGUGAAAAAACCCAAGAACGUCACUUUGAUCCUAGUCGGGAACAAAGCAGACCUGGAUCACUCCAGGCAGGUCAGCACGGAGGAAGGGGAAAAGCUCGCCACUGAACUCGCUUGCGCCUUUUACGAGUGCUCCGCUUGCACGGGGGAAGGCAACAUCAUGGAGGCCUUCUACGAGCUUUGCCGGGAAGUGCGCCGUCGGAAGAUGGUUCAGGGCAAGACCCGGAGACGGAGUUCCACCACUCACGUCAAGCAAGCGAUUAACAAGAUGCUCACCAAAAUCAGCAGUUAAAUGUGGUGUCCCCCCCCCCCCAAAAAAAGAUUAUUGUAAAGCAGGUUAAUCUUGGGCGGAGAGAGACUGCGAGGCUAGGUGGUAAUCAGUCAACAACAUAGUUAAAGUUAUGUUUAACUAUCCCAUGUUCUUUCUCCGCAGGUUAAGAGAAGGGAAGCAAGCAGGUUGGUAUGGGAGCAUAUGUUCAUCCUCCAAUCUACCCUGUGAAUUGUAUCUCUCAGGGCUUUUUUUUGUACCAGGAGUUCCUUUGCAUAUUAGGCCACACCCCUCUUGUGUAGCCAAUCCUCCAAGAGCUUACAGGGCUCUUAGUACAGGGCCUAUUGUAAGCUCCAGGAGGAUUGACUACAUCAGGGGUGUGUGGCCUACUAUGCAAAGGAGUUCCUGCUACAAAAAAAAAAGCAGUUGACUAAUCACAUAUAUAUUUUUGAAA